UAGUGAACUCAACUCGUUGCUUGUUUGGCAGUAGCUGCUAUUUUUGUUGUUAUUCUUGUUGUUGUGUUAACAGUUCUUGUUGUUGUUGUUGUUGUUGUAUUAACUAUUGUUGUUGUUGCCCGCAUGUGGCGUUGGCGGCGUCGGCGUGAGGCGUGCUGCCAAUUUAACUACUAUUAAACGACGCUACUACUAAACCACGCUACUACUAAUUGAAUCCUCAAGUGGUUUUUAUUUGCACUCGUGACCUCAUCAACAACAAAAUCAAAACAAUAACAACAGCAACAACAACAAGAACGUGGCGCCUCUGCUGCUUCUUAGCGCCUUACAUUGUUAAAUUGUGGCAUGACAAUUAUAACAUAAACAACAACAAACAGCAGACGCAGCAGCAGCCAAGUUGCAUGUGGCAACCCGCAAAAAGGAGCAAUACAAAAGGCAGCAGCAAUAAAAGGAGCAACACCAAAAGAAACAGCAAUCGCAACAAAAAAAAGCAGCAGAAAUAGGAGCACAUAAUUAAGAUGGAUGGAGAAAGACGGCGUCGAGCGACGACGCUCGAGCGCGAGAUGCGCGAUCCGACGAGCAUCUGCAACGUGGACUGUCUGCUGGACACGGUGUCGGCCCUGGUCAGCGACUGUGAUCACGACUCGCUGAAACGCCUGAAGAACAUUGAACAAUAUGCAUACAAAUAUAAACCCUUGGCGCAACGGAUUAAUCAGUUGCGCAUGAAUGUGGAUGACUUUGAUUUCAUCAAGUUAAUUGGAGCCGGUGCCUUUGGCGAGGUUCAACUGGUGAGACACAAGUCGUCGCGUCAGGUGUACGCCAUGAAGCGUCUCUCCAAGUUUGAGAUGAUGAAGCGUCCCGAUUCCGCAUUCUUUUGGGAGGAGCGUCAUAUAAUGGCGCAUGCCAAUUCCGAGUGGAUUGUACAGCUGCACUUUGCAUUCCAGGAUAGCAAAUAUUUGUACAUGGUGAUGGACUUUAUGCCCGGUGGCGAUAUUGUAUCGCUAAUGGGGGACUAUGAGAUACCGGAAAAGUGGGCCAUAUUCUAUACAAUGGAGGUGGUACUCGCCCUGGACACGAUACACAAUAUGGGAUUCGUGCAUCGCGACGUCAAGCCCGAUAACAUGUUGCUCGAUAGUUUUGGCCAUUUGAAGCUAGCCGAUUUCGGUACCUGCAUGCGAAUGGGCGCCAACGGUCAAGUGGUGUCCAGUAAUGCGGUCGGUACACCCGAUUAUAUCAGUCCCGAGGUGCUGCAAUCGCAGGGUGUGGACAACGAAUAUGGCCGGGAGUGUGAUUGGUGGUCGGUGGGCAUAUUUCUCUACGAGAUGUUGUUCGGCGAGACACCGUUCUAUGCGGACUCACUGGUGGGCACCUAUGGCAAGAUCAUGGAUCACAAGAACUCGUUGAGUUUCCCGCCCGAGGUGGAGAUCAGUGAGCAUGCCAAAUCACUGAUCCGUGCCUUUCUCACCGAUCGCACACAGAGAUUGGGUCGCUAUGGCAUUGACGACAUCAAGGCACAUCCAUUUUUUCGCAAUGACAGCUGGAGUUUUGACAACAUCCGAGAGAGUGUACCGCCCGUUGUUCCGGAACUCACAUCCGACGAUGAUACGCGAAAUUUCGAGGACAUUGAGCGGGAUGAGAAACCAGAGGAGAUGUUUCCAGUCCCCAAGAGUUUCGAUGGCAAUCAUUUGCCAUUCAUUGGUUUCACCUACACGGGCGAUUAUCAACUGCUCUCUAGCGAUCAGGUCGACACGGUGGAGUCCAAGGAAUCGAAUGCGAUCAAUAACGGAAAUCCAAAUAACAAUCAUCACAAUCAUCGACAUCGUCCGUCCAAUUCGAAUGAGCUGAAGCGUCUGGAGGCGUUGCUGGAGCGGGAACGGAACCGUGCAGCGGAUCUGGAGCAGCAGGACACGAGUCUGCGCCAGCAGAUGGAGCUGAGCACGAAGCGGGAGGCGGAGCUGCAAAGGAUUGCCAGCGAAUAUGAAAAGGAUUUGGCGCUGCGUCAGCACAAUUACAAGAUUGCCAUGCAGAAGGUCGAGGUGGAGAUUGAGCAGCGUAAGAAAGCCGAGGCACAGCUGGUGGACAUGCAAAAGAAGCUGGAGAAUGAGCAGAAGAAUCGCACACGCGAUCUCAACAUCAAUGAGAAGGUCUUGACACUGGAGAAACAGCUGCAGGAUAUGGAAUUGAAUUUCAAAACCGAAACGGAACACACGCAAAAGCUGAAGAAACAAAAUGUCGAACUCGGCUUCACAUUGAAGACGCACGAGGAGAAGGUACGCGAUAUGGUGGAAAUGAUUGAGACACUGCAGAAGCACAAGGAGGAGCUGGGCCAGGAGAAUGCCGAGCUGCAGGCUCAAAUGGUGCAGGAGAAGAAUCUGCGCUCCCAACUCAAGGAACUGCACAAAGAGGCCGAGAAUAAAAUGCAAACACUGUCCAAUGAUCAUGAGCGCACCUUGUCCCGCGAGCAGAAGGCGCAACAGGAUAAUCGUGCGCUGCUCGAAAAGAUUAGCGAGCUGGAGAAGACGCAGGCUAGCUUAGAUUUUGAAUUGAAGGCGGCACAGGGUCGCUAUCAGCAGGAGGUCAAGGCGCAUCAGGAAACGGAGAAAUCCCGUCUGGUGUCACGCGAGGAAGCCAAUCUGCAGGAGGUGAAGGCGCUGCAAUCCAAGCUCAAUGAGGAGAAAUCGGCACGCAUUAAAGCCGAUCAGAAUUCCCAAGAGAAGGAGCGACAAUUGAGCAUGCUCUCGGUGGAUUACCGACAGAUACAGCUGCGUCUACAAAAACUGGAGGGUGAAUGCCGCCAGGAGUCGGAGAAGGUAGCCGCACUGCAGUCGCAGCUGGAUCAGGAGCAUAGCAAACGGAAUGCGUUGCUCUCGGAGCUCAGUUUGUACAGCUCGGAAGUGGCACAUUUGCGUUCACGCGAGAAUCAGCUGCAAAAGGAGCUGGCGGCACAGCGGGAGGCGAAGCGACGCUUUGAGGAGGAUCUGGCACAGCUAAAGACGACGCAUCAUGAAGCUUUGGCCAACAAUCGGGAGCUACAGGCUCAACUGGAGGCGGAACAAUGCUUCUCGCGGCUCUACAAGACGCAGGCCAAUGAGAAUCGGGAGGAGAGCGCUGAAAGGCUCACCAAGAUCGAGGAUCUCGAGGAGGAGCGCGUCUCGUUGAAGCAUCAGGUACAAGUGGCUGUGGCACGCGCCGAUUCCGAGGCAUUGGCACGAUCGAUAGCCGAGGAAACGGUCGCCGAUCUCGAGAAGGAGAAAACGAUCAAGGAGCUCGAAUUGAAGGACUUUAUUAUGAAGCAUCGCAACGAGAUCAAUGUCAAGGAGGCCACACUGGCCACACUCAAGGAAACCGAAGCCGAGCUGCACAAGAAACUCGCGCUCAAGUGUAACGAGUGCGAGGAUCUGCUGCAGCAGCACAAGAAACAGCUCGACGAGAUCGGCCAACAACGGGCGGCGAAGGACGAGGAGAUUGCCAAGCUGGGCGAGAAGUGCAAGAACGAGGUGCUCCUCAAACAGACAGCGGUCAACAAACUCGCCGAAGUCAUGAAUCGUCGCGAUUCCGACGGCCAAAAACAAAAGAGCAAGGCUCGCUCUACGGCGGAGCUGCGCAAGAAGGAGAAGGAGAUGCGAAGAUUGCAGCAGGAGUUGUCGCAGGAGCGAGACAAAUACAAUCAGCUGCUGCUGAAGCAUCAGGAUCUGCAGCAACAGAAUGUCGAGGAUCAACAGCUCAAGCAGAAGAUGUUCAUGGAGAUUGACUGCAAGGCAACUGAGAUUGAGCAUCUUCAGAGUAAACUCAACGAGACGGCCUCUCUCUCGUCCGCUGACAACGAUCCCGAGGAUAGUCAGCACUCCUCUCUGCUCUCACUCACACAGGACUCGGUCUUCGAGGGCUGGCUGAGCGUGCCGAAUAAGCAAAAUCGAAGGCGGGGCCACAGCUGGAAACGUCAAUAUGUGAUUGUCUCGUCGCGCAAAAUCAUCUUCUACAACUCGGAUAUUGACAAGCACAAUACAACGGAUGCCGUGCUUAUACUCGACCUUAGUAAAGUGUACCACGUGCGCAGUGUUACCCAAGGCGAUGUAAUACGCGCCGAUGCCAAAGAGAUUCCGCGCAUCUUCCAGCUGCUGUACGCCGGAGAAGGCGCCUCUCAUCGUCCCGACGAACAAUUGGACUCGACGCUGCUCGUAAGCGGCAACGAGGAGCGACCCGGUACCAUAAUACACAAAGGUCAUGAGUUCGUGCAAAUCACAUAUCAUAUGCCAACGGCCUGUGAGGUCUGCACCAAGCAACUGUGGCACGUCUUCAAGCCGCCGGCGGCCUACGAAUGCAAGAGAUGCCGCAACAAGAUCCACAAGGAGCACGUGGAUAAGCACGAUCCGUUGGCGCCCUGCAAGCUGAAUCACGACCCACGCAGUGCCCGGGAUAUGCUCCUGUUGGCCGCCACGCCCGAGGAGCAAUCCUUGUGGGUGGCACGCCUCCUGAAGCGCAUCCAGAAGAGCGGAUACAAGGCCAACUCGUCCAACAACAACAGCACCGAUGGCAGCAAAAUAUCACCCAGCCAAUCCACACGUUCCGCAUAUAAACCGUAUGCGGCGAAUGUCCAACGAUCUGCAACACUGCCGGCGAAUUCUUCUUUAAAACAAUGAAGAAAUCGGCACAAGGAAGAGAGAAGAAACGAGAAGAGAAGAGCAGAAGAAUGUGAAGAAAUGAGAGCUGAAAAAAAAGAAGAAAGUUAAAGAGUUCUAUAUAUUUAGAGACUGCAUUAACAAGUGGGAAAUAAAAUUGGAGAUUGGAGAUUGUAUCUAAUGUUUAUACUACUUAUCUAUAUACUAAACUGAUAAUAUUUACUUAAUUUAACAUGCAUACAACAACUACUACUACCAACUAUCAAACUUUCCUAUAUACUAUACUAUAUACAUAUAUAUAUAUAUAUACUAUAUUUUUUGAUUAAUUUACACAAAAAAGAAGGAGAGAGAGAGAGAGAGAAAUUUAAAGUUGGUCUUUUACUUCCAACUCGUUGAACGCUUUAUUAACCAAUCAAUCCAUCAUUUAAUCAAUCAAUCAAUUAACCAAUUGCUUAAAUGGCAACGUCAAAUGGCAAAAGAAAAAGAAAAGAGCAAAAAAAAACUUCCAAAAAACCUGAAAAGAUAACUGAGUUCUCUAUUAUAAAAUCCAUAGGUUCGUAAUUUAGUUGUACUUAUGUUUGAUACCAUACAUAUGCACUAUACAACAUAAAAUAUCUGCCCAAACAUGUAAAAAAAAAGAUCUUAAACCAUAUAAAAAUCAGCAACAGUUUCAUAUAUAAUGUAUACCUUUCUAUACAUGAUUUUCGGGUACCCAAACACAAUACUACCUUUUUUUCAUUAGUUCUUAAGCAACCCAAAGCAAACGCAAAGCAUUCAAAGUAACGAGUAACGAAUAACGAAUAAAACAACGCGCUGUAAUUAUGUAAAACUAUAAGAAAAGUUA
Drosophila innubila is the source of this 5460-nucleotide messenger RNA. RefSeq names its product rho-associated protein kinase 1. The coding region runs from base 516 to 4637 and encodes 1373 amino acids. The transcript has 12 exons. NCBI's taxonomy places the organism in Eukaryota, Metazoa, Arthropoda, Insecta, Diptera, Drosophilidae. Gene Ontology annotation, molecular function: ATP binding; Rho-dependent protein serine/threonine kinase activity; small GTPase binding. Gene Ontology annotation, cellular component: cytoplasm; cytoskeleton. Gene Ontology annotation, biological process: peptidyl-threonine phosphorylation; regulation of cell junction assembly; mitotic cytokinesis. The record is from RefSeq and is a predicted model, not a curated record.